Molecule: messenger RNA, 1011 nt
Organism: Gloeophyllum trabeum ATCC 11539
Lineage: Eukaryota; Fungi; Basidiomycota; Agaricomycetes; Gloeophyllales; Gloeophyllaceae
Exons: 7
Coding region: 1-1011 (336 amino acids)
Biological process (GO): DNA damage tolerance; double-strand break repair via homologous recombination
Cellular component (GO): Smc5-Smc6 complex; nucleus
Molecular function (GO): ubiquitin-protein transferase activity
Source: RefSeq, a predicted model, not a curated record
AUGGUUUCCUCAAACGACGUGCAACGUCUCUUUCUUCAGGCAGUCAUUUCGCGUCGCGUACUCUCGUAUAAACUUGCGCAUACAGUCUGGUUGAAAUGUAUAGACGCCGUAAAAGAGACAGUGCAAAUCCCUGUCCCGCGUGCUGAGGACAGGGCAGCAUGGGACGCCUUCGUCGCAAAAGUGAACGACUCCUUGAACGACCUGGAUCUCGAGUUCCGACAUCUGCAUGACGAGCAGAAUGGAAGGGAGAUGUAUGCCUUGGUGAAUAGGAAGGGAGACGAGAUCGCGCAGCUAGCGACCGACUACACACCUACCGAAAUCGCGUACUUCAAAGCCAUUGUUGAGCAAAUUAUGCUCGCUCCUCACGAAUCAUUCUCCGUUUCAUCGCUGGCAGCAUUGCGCGAAGUGAAUUUUUUGAAGGCCAAUAUGACGAAGACACAAGCUGAAGUUGUCCUGGGAAGCUUCGUGGCCAAAGGGUGGCUCGUCAAAAGCCAACGGGGUCGAUACUCUUUGUCUACUCGUAGUCUGCUGGAGCUGCUACCGUACCUGAAAUCGACUUACCCCGACGAAGUCUUAGAAUGCACCAUCUGUCUAGAGAUCCUUACGAGGGGUAUCGCUUGCAACACUCGGAAUUGCAAAGUCCGGCUGCACGGACACUGCUUCAACAACUACAAGCGUGUGCACUCCACAUGUCCUUCCUGCAACGAGAGCUGGACAAGCGGGACCAAGAAGAUUGUCCCGGUGGGCGAAGGUGCAGUCAAAGAUGGCCAGGACUUCGCUCGGCGGGUGAGGAAGAAGCAGACCGAGGAGGCAAGUGACGAAGAGGAGGAUGAGGAUGCUGAGGGAUCCCACGAGCCCAGUCAAACGCAGGGCCCAUCUCAGGCACAAAGCCAAUCACAGAAGACCGCUGGAAAGAAAGGCAGGGCUAAAGCGACUGACGCUCCGGACAACUCCAUGGACGUAGAUGAGGAAGGACCACCCCGGAGAUCCCAGCGGAAGAGCCGACGGUGA